Seminavis robusta is the source of this 1509-nucleotide messenger RNA. Lineage: Eukaryota; Bacillariophyta; Bacillariophyceae; Naviculales; Naviculaceae. The record is from the annotation of a GenBank genome assembly.
GGGUUACAUACUAGUAUUUAACGCAGGUGAGUUCACCUCACGAUCAAAAACAAACAAGACAACAACAACGACACCUCGAUCUCUUCCGCUAGUCUUGCUCCUUUGCUCCUCCCUGCCCUCCUGCCUUCACCCCUAUCCUUGGUUUCCAUGUUGCCCUGCUUGCGCCCUUGAUUGCCUGCCUUGCGUUCCUGCGUCGUGCCCCCCUUGACCUCUGUCUCCGUCCUCCUCUUAGCUCUCUCUAAUCCAUAGUAAACCCGAUUCAAUAAACAAAAAGAAAUAUUCACUCCAGGAAGCUACCAGUACAGUACUACAGCACCGCAAACAAAAGCAAGCUACAGUUCUGCACUGUACUACGACAGCACCAUGGGUAUUCUCGAUAAAGCCAAGAAUGCGGCCAAGCACACCAAACUCAAAUCCGAAAUCCUGUUGUUGGACCGCGAAAUCAACGCCAAGAAACAGAAAUUUGGCAUUGAGGUGUGCGGUUUGCUGUGGGACCUGGACGCCAAAAACGGGGUGGGUGGUAAGUUGUCGCCAUUGGCAAGUCCUUGGGAGGCCGCCAAGGCAGACCUAACCAAGAUACGAGAUCAAAAGGCAGAAAUCCAGGCCAAGAUAGACGCCGAUGCCGAGAGCAAGCAGAGGGGAGAGAAAGAAGACGCCUCGGUCAUGGACAAGGCCAAGGCCACCGGCACGGAAGGAAAACGGCGGGCCAAGCUGCAGCUGUUGGAGCGAGAAGCCAAGGCUCGAAAACAGAAAUUUGGGGUCGAUGCCUACGAUGCAGCCAUUCAAUGCGAUACGGGUGCUGCAUCCGGUGGUGGCAGCACUCUGACGGAUAGCAAAAACCAAGGAGCCCAAAAGGUUUCCGACUCCAUAUCCAGCAACAAGAAAAUGACAUUUGUCGAAAAGCAAAUGGCCAAAGCGGCCGUCGGGGUGGUGUCGGCUGGGUUGUCGCAAUUGACGGUGAGCGAAACAGAUGUACUCAAAUGUAUUCAGACGGUUCAAUCCGAAAUCGAGGCGAUCACACAGAAGAAGGAUGACAAACUAGCCAAGAUCGAGCAAUUGAAGCAACCAGCGUAGCGAUUCCUAAUAGCGUUCGAAUGUAUUGUAAACAACGCAGUGUGGACAAGUAUUGUAGGGACCCGGUUGGAAAGGAUUGAUACAACUUAUGGCUGCUUUCUCUGUAUUUACUGAGCACUGAUGAGGCAUGUUGCUGUCUAAUGACACAACACUGGUGCAAACUCUGACUUUUGAAGACUUGAACAUUUACAAAGGUAAUGUAUUGUAUAGAAAUGUGAAGUAGAGCCUAGGAGUCACUGGUAGUCUGUGCUUCUAUGUGAAUCGAUGCCACUGUGGCAGUCUGUGUGGCUCUUCUGUCAGGUGGGCAACACAAGAAGUUGUCGCAGUUGACUUUGUCCACUGUGGUGUCACUUGGAUAGAUGCAUAAGCUGUGUUCGUAUAUGUUGCUUAGAUAUCAUUGCUAGUAGACGUGAGCAGAUGAAGUGGAACAGCUUU